AUCCUAAUCUGAACUACUUGUUCUCUAUAUCUACAUCAUUUACUGUUAAUGGAAUCAUUUAUGAAGGAGAGAGGACUCAACCCGCAAUACCACCAGGUGCUACUCUAACUCCUACUAUUGUAUCAAGCACUUCAUCAGUCAUUAGUGUUGCAGGAUCAUCAACAAUUUCUUAUUUUACUGAAACAACUACCGUGACUACUACAUUGACUACUACCAUGACUACUCCAUUGACUACUGUAUUAGUGAAUAAUGGAGGGAAUAUUGGAGUGAUAGUUGGUCCAAUUGUAGCUCUUGUUGUAUUAUUGUUACUGGCUAUAAUUAUAAUUAUUAUACUCGUACUGGUAAUGUACAUAAAAAGAACUAAUAUUAAUCAAAAAAGAAAAUCAGAUAAUGACAUUGUAAUGGAGUGCAGUCCAGCUUAUGCUACAACUGAAUUUAAAACAAAUACUGCUGAUGAUAUACUAAUGAAGGAUAGUCCAGCAUACAGUACAGUACAACAAACACAAUCAACUGUUGAGCCAGUGUAUGAUACAACUAAUAAUGAAUAUGAGACUCCUCUUCCACCACCUGCUGAAUAUGAAAUACCAACUGUUUAAUAAUGUACUCUUCUUUUAUGUACAUAUAUUACUCUACAAUACAAUCAACAUAAUGUUUUUGAUGUACAUGCAAGUGUGUGUUAGUAUA
This is a messenger RNA of Amphimedon queenslandica, 684 nucleotides long. RefSeq lists its product as uncharacterized. The record is from RefSeq and is a predicted model, not a curated record. NCBI's taxonomy places the organism in Eukaryota, Metazoa, Porifera, Demospongiae, Haplosclerida, Niphatidae. The transcript has 6 exons. Bases 216 to 596 code for a protein of 126 amino acids.